Hippopotamus amphibius kiboko is the source of this 2566-nucleotide messenger RNA. It is a transcript of the gene CCM2L, whose product is annotated as CCM2 like scaffold protein. The transcript has 10 exons. Bases 9 to 1724 code for a protein of 571 amino acids. Gene Ontology annotation, biological process: heart morphogenesis. Lineage: Eukaryota; Metazoa; Chordata; Mammalia; Artiodactyla; Hippopotamidae. The record is from RefSeq and is a predicted model, not a curated record.
GCUUCACCAUGGAAUAUGAAGUCAAGAAAGGGAAAAAGGGCUUCGUGUCCCCCAUCAGGAGGCUGGUGUUCCCCAAGGCUGGGCGCCGGGCAGCCUUUCGGAGCAGUGUGAGCCGCCGGCCCCUGCACUCGAUGCCCCUUUAUCCCCCCGACUACCUCAUCGACCCCCAGAUUCUGCUGUGUGACUAUCUGGAGAAAGAGGUCAAGUUCCUGGGCCACCUCACCUGGGUCACCUCCUCACUGAACCCGUCCAGCCGGGACGAGCUCCUGCAGCUGCUGGACACCGCCAGGCAGCUGAAGGAGCUGCCCCUGAAGACCACGGCGGAGCAGGACAGCAUCCUGAGCCUGUCGGCCCGCUGCCUGCUGCUCACCUGGCGAGACAACGAGGAGCUCAUCUUGCGUAUCCCCACGCACGAGAUCGCCGCCGCCUCCUACCUGCAGGAUGACGCGCUGCACCUACUGGUGCUUAAGACCGGUCUGGGCGUGGACCCGGUGCCAGCCGGCGUGGACGCCAGCCCCGGCGGCGCGGGGCGCGACCCGGGCCCGCCGGGCGCGGCGCCCGAGAAGCGGCGGGUGGGCACUACGGAGCGGCGCCACACCAUCUGCAGCCUGGACUGGCGGAUGGCGUGGGGCGGGGGCGCGGGCGCCGAGGCCCGGGCCGGGGGCGGCGGCGGCAGCCUGGAGCGCCAGCGCGCCGGGGCGCGGGCGUCGGGCAGCUGGGAGCGGCGGCAGACGUUCAGCGGCAGCUGGGAGCGGCGGCACGGCGGCGGCGGCGGCGGCGGCGCGGGCAAGCCCGGCGGCAGCUGGGAGCGGAGGCAGGCGGGCGGCGGCGGCAGCUGGGAGCGGCGCCACCCGGGCCCCAACCCGCUCGACCCGCAGGACCCCAGCCCCGACGCCUACUGCAACCUGGUCAUCCUAGCUGUGGCCAACAGGGAUGCUGCCGAGGAGUCCUGUGCCCUCAUCUGUCAGGUCUUCCAGAUCAUCUAUGGGGACCAGAGCAUCGAAUGCGUGGACCGGGCUGGCUUCCACUAUACAUCCACACCUGAACGGCCGUGGCUCUGCAGCCGCAGUGAGAGCUGCCGCACCGACGGGACCUACGCCUAUGAUGCCGACUUCAGCUGCUGCAGCUCCUUCAAUGGCUCCCAGGACACAUUUGAAGCCUGUUACAGCGGCACGUCCACACCUUCUUUCCAUGGCUCUCACUGCAGCGGCAGUGACCACAGCGGCCUGGGCCUCGAGCAGUUGCAGGAUUACAUGGUCACGUUGCGGAGUAAGCUGGGGCCCCCAGAGAUCCAGCAGUUUGCGCUGCUGCUGCGGGAGUACCGCCUGGGUCUGCCCAUCCAAGACUACUGCGCAGGCCUGCUGAAGCUCUAUGGAGACCGGCGCAAGUUCCUCCUGCUCGGGAUGCGGCCCUUCAUCCCGGACCAGGACAUCGGCUACUUCGAGGGCUUCCUGGAGGGCGUGGGCAUCCGCGAGGGCGGCAUCCUCACCGACAGCUUCGGCCGCAUCAAGCGCAGCAUGAGCUCCACGUCGGCGUCGGCCGUGCGCAGCUACCACGGCACGGCCCAGCGGCCCGAGGCGCAGGACUUCCACCGGCUGCUGGCUGACAUCACGCACGACAUCGAGGCGCUGGCCCCCGACGACGACUAUGACGACGAAAGCGCGGACGAGGAGGCCCGGGGCUCCCCGGGCGGGGGCGAGGCGGCGGAGGACAACUACCUGUAGCCUGUGCCGCCACCCACGCCAAGGGUGGGGAAGGGGGUGACUCUGGAACCCCGCUUCUGAGUCUCACUCACUCUUGCCUGUGGGACCCCAUCCCCAAGACCCCCUCCUUAAAACCAAACCUGGGGCUCCAUCCUCCCGGGGUCUGUGUCCCUACCCACCCGGGGCUCCGGUCCCUGCAGUACCGAGAAUAUCCUGCAGGCGGGCGGGAUCCUAACCGGGACUCUUGGGUGGGCUGCAAACUUCGUCCCACUGGCCCCGAGGGUUCAGCCUCUGGACUCUUCCCUCUUCCUUGAGACUCCGCAGCUUUCUGGAGGCCAAGGGAGGGAUGAAGAGUGGGCUCCACCUGCUGGUCGAUUGAGAAAAGAAUUCCCAGAGCCUGAAGACCUCUGUUCCUCUGAUUUUACAGUUUGAGAAACGGGUUCAAGAGAAGGGACUUGAGGGAGUCUCCUGAUUCCCCUUAGAUAUUACCUCAAACUGAUCAUACUAAAUAGUGUAGAGGGUCUUUUUAAAGCUCUGAAAGGCAGGGUCUCCCCUUCGCAGAUGGAAUUCGAUCCUUAGUGUGGGAUAGAGGUUUCUUUCUAUUGAGGGUCGCCCCAGAGGGGGACGGUCCCAGUCCUGGCCCUAAGGCUCUGAACAAGUUGCUUGUUCAGAUCCUGCAUUUGGCGCUAGACAGGCUAGGCCUCCUGUCUAGUAGCUGUCCUAGCCUCUCUGCAUCUCCCAUUUCCUCUACUGACCAUGAAGUCGGCUCCACCCAACUCACAGCGGGUGGGGUCAUAGGGAUUACUGAAGGUCAAGAUCUUAGUGCUGGGUCUAGCACAUGAUAAAUGCUGUUCCCUUCCACA